Hansenula anomala is the source of this 648-nucleotide messenger RNA. RefSeq names its product MIND complex subunit NSL1 (gene NSL1). The coding region runs from base 1 to 648 and encodes 215 amino acids. The transcript is spliced from 3 exons. Lineage: Eukaryota; Fungi; Ascomycota; Saccharomycetes; Phaffomycetales; Wickerhamomycetaceae. The record is from RefSeq and is a predicted model, not a curated record. Gene Ontology annotation, cellular component: MIS12/MIND type complex; kinetochore. Gene Ontology annotation, biological process: mitotic sister chromatid segregation.
AUGUCACAAGAACAUCACCAAAAGAUCCAUCUGAACUUGAAGGAUGUCAAGCAUCUGCAAAUCCAGUUCGCCAAAGCUGCCACAGAUAAGUUGAACUUGUAUCUUCCCACAUCAGAUCAUUCAGAUCCAUUGAAAAGCAGAGUAUCCUCACUGGUCAAUGAUUUCAUAUAUGAGAUAUUUGAAGCUUCUAAGAACUCACUAGAUAUAGAUGGGGCUACUGGAAAUAGAGACUCGUUGAGGAGCUUGUUGGAGAACUCAACAAAUGAGGUUGAACCUUUUGAUUUUUCAUUACAAGAUCAAGUUAGAAAAGCAUAUCAAGAGGUUGAACAAGAAACGAUCAAGUUGACAAAGAUGCGUAGAGAUGCACCAUCAGAGAUCAAGAAGUCAUAUGAAGAUUCACUAGAACAGUCCUUGUCCAAAAUUGAAACACUCCAGAAGGAACUGGAGAAUUUGGAGAGUGAAAAUGAAGCUGAUAUUGAGAACCAUGAGGAUCAAUUCAAACGUGGUGUUAGUUCUAGAUUGGAAGAUAUGAUUUCAGACUAUGAGGAAUCUAUGAGAAGUAUAAAAGAGAUUAAAGAUCAAAUGCCACAAGAAAGAAAUGAGAUAGAAAAAUUGAAUAAUAUAAUUGAGUUUCUACAACAAAAGUGA